AUGUUCAGUGGCUCCUCGAGCCCACCCAAAGACAGAAUCGACACUACACCCCCCGUGACCGGAAUCGACUCGAAUUCCUUGAGUCUUCAACCCGAGAACGCCAGUCCUCGCGACAAAAGAUUUUCCCCGCCCGGUGCCGGAUUCUUUCGUCGUCAGAGCGAAGACCAAGGCCCCUCCAGUGAGAAGAAACGCAGGAGUAGCACUGUCACUAAAGCCGCGAGCUUCUUCAGUAACGCCAAGAACUCUCUCAUUUCGAACGGUGGUCGGGAAUCUUCUUCGUUCAGCACCAGUCCCUCGAUCUCGGAGAGUCCGCUGGAGAAGCUUGGAAGGAUGGAUCCCGCUCUCAGCGUUCCACAAGGGUCGUUCAAUAACUCGGCCGGAGAAUCCGCACCUACUGCGCGUUCAUCUUUUCGCGUCGGUGUCACAGAAGACAAGAACCGAAAAUGCCGCCGUACCAUGGAAGACACACAUGCCUACCUGUACAACUUUUUAGGUACUCCGGCCCCGAAUGCAACGCCCGACAUAAACGGCAAUGAGACCCCCGGUGCUGCGAGCGCGUCACAGACCUCCGAUGAUUCGUCAAAUGUGGUAGAAACAGACAAUGGAUAUUUCGCGAUCUUCGACGGGCACGCCGGUACUUUCGCCGCCGAGUGGUGCGGGAAGAAGCUGCAUUUGAUUUUGGAAGAGAUCAUGCGGAGAAGCCCCAACACGCCCGUGCCCGAGCUUCUCGAUCAGACAUUUACCAGCGUCGACCAGCAGCUGGAGAAGUUGCCGCUCAAGAACAGCGGGUGUACGGCCGUGACUGCCGUGCUCCGUUGGGAAGACCGCAUCCCCAGCUCAAAUUCAGCCACUGGAUCCGCUGCUUUGGCCCCUGCAGCUGCCGCUGCGACCAAGGGUGACUCUAAUUCCGAGAGCACUGAGACCCCGACUCAACAAUCACAGUCUAGCGGACCCCUCCCCAAAUUGCAGGAAAAGGCUGCUCGCCAACGCGUCCUUUACACUGCUAACGUGGGUGAUGCUCGCAUCGUCUUGUGCCGUAAUGGGAAAGCCCUGCGUCUAUCGUAUGACCAUAAGGGUAGUGAUGAGAAUGAAGGAAAAAGGAUUUCCAAUGCUGGUGGUCUGAUUCUCAACAACCGUGUCAACGGAGUGCUAGCUGUUACUCGAGCUCUUGGUGAUGCUUAUCUCAAGGACCUGGUGACCGGGCAUCCUUAUACCACGGAGACGGUCAUCCAGCCUGAUGCCGAUGAGUUUAUCAUUCUGGCUUGCGACGGGUUGUGGGAUGUCUGCAGUGACCAAGAGGCUGUUGAUCUUAUACGCAAUGUGCAAGACGCCCAGCACGCAUCCAAGAUCCUCGUGGACCAUGCUCUUGCCCGCUUCAGCACUGAUAACCUGUCCUGUAUGGUUAUCCGCCUCGACUCAAAUCGGGUCAGGGAUGUUGUCAACAGCAAGGCUGAGCCAAUUGGUGUCGAUGGUGAUGUGACUGGCGUUUCCCACGGCGUCAGUGAAGCCGACAAGAUUCUUGAGGGCGCCAGGAAAACCAUGGCCAGUGCCGGGAUAGCGGACGACCCAGAGGCAGCCGAGCAGGCUAAUGAAGCAAUCCUCGAGAGAAUGGCGAACGACGAAGAACCCGGGCCUGAAAUGAAUGUCGACGACCACAGCCAUUUGCCUUCUGUUGACAUUCUCGGCCCGUCAGAAACUCGGACGACUCGCUAA
Molecule: messenger RNA, 1713 nt
Organism: Penicillium atrosanguineum
Lineage: Eukaryota; Fungi; Ascomycota; Eurotiomycetes; Eurotiales; Aspergillaceae
Gene: ptcG
Product: type 2C protein phosphatase PTC1
Exons: 2
Coding region: 1-1713 (570 amino acids)
Biological process (GO): protein dephosphorylation
Molecular function (GO): protein serine/threonine phosphatase activity; cation binding
Source: RefSeq, a predicted model, not a curated record